Molecule: messenger RNA, 3531 nt
Organism: Colias croceus (clouded yellow)
Lineage: Eukaryota; Metazoa; Arthropoda; Insecta; Lepidoptera; Pieridae
Exons: 19
Coding region: 1-3270 (1089 amino acids)
Source: RefSeq, a predicted model, not a curated record
AUGGGCUCCAACACAUCAGCUUUGAGCGACACGCCCGGCGGGGACUUGCGGCUGCCCGCGUCAGGGCUUCGCUUCACGACCCAUCAGUUGAGAUCUUUGAAUUCCUAUGUCGAUACACUGUAUGAAGAGGAUCGGAAAGGUCGCAUGUCAGUAGAAACAGAGAUGAUGGUGGAGGCUCUAGUUCAGAGGAUAGUGGAUGGUGCCGGACAGCGCGACCCGCGGUUCAGAUGUAGUCAUCUUAUUGCACUGCAUAGGGGGAAACGGAUGCGCUCCAAAUCUCUAGAAUACCUAGUGACCAUAGAUUCCCUGCCAAUACUGAACGUGGAUGACGAGGGUCGUCUCCAGGAAGGUCCUGUGGGGUUCGGCAAGGUGCGGCUGGCGGGGCGGCAGGCGGACACCUGGGCUGAGUUCCUCACGCCAGCUGGGUAUUUGUGUCGAGACAAGGUAGUAGAGCGCUGGGUGCAGCUGGUAGCGCGUUGUGCGCGGGCGCGCGGUGGUGGCGCGUUGCGCGUGUUGAGCGCAAGGGCACAUGUUCACGCCGCACCGUAUUCGUACUGUUAUUUGGAGCGGGCAUCCCACCAAACCAUCCCAGAACAUCGGCUCGCUAUAGUAGAAGGGUCAGCGUGGGUUGUAGUGCGAGUGGGGGUGGGGGGUGAUAGUGCUAAGCUGCUGCUUGGAGCUAGGGUGCGAGGUUGCAGCCCAGACGCGUAUACUACUAAGGUGCCGAUCACUCAUCCCUUAGCAUUGCUGCAUUAUAGCUGUGGACAAGGCGGCUACUACGCAGUGGCAAUAGCUCCACCAUCUUCUAUGGUGUGUGCAGAACGCUCCUCCACCUGGCAGCUCUGGCACCCCGCACUAGAGGCAGCCCUAGAUGCACAUUGUUCUGAUCUCUCCAACGUGGCCAGGAUAGCUGGUGCCUUGAACGUGUUGGUGGAUAAGAUGAGGGAGGGGCAUUUUGAGGGUUCUCUACAACUACUAAGUCGCUACGCCGCCAGCAGUGUCUUAAGGCGUCGCGCGUACCGCUGCGCUUCGCAGCGCGGCGCCGCGAGAGCGUGCCUCGCCUCGCACUUGGCACAUCAUUUACUGCUUGUUCUUGAUGAGCUCCUCCAAAUCGCAACGACUGGCGGCAGGUGCGGCUACAUCUACCCGGUGGAGCGCGGGUGCGCGGCGCGGCGCGGGGCGCGCGGGAACUGGGCGAGUGACGUCAUCGCACUCACUGGCUGCGUGCGACACUUGUACCGGGUCGCGGGUAACGAAGAAAUACCUCUUUCACCAUCUGAAACGUUGGAAUUAGCAUUAUUUUCACGAUGGGAGAGGCUGACGCACGAAAUAAAAUGUACGGGACCCAGUAGUUAUUCAAAACGACAGUUACGAUAUUUAAAUAGAGUGGCUUCGGAACUGGUUCGAUGCAAGAGGUCUAUUGUUUAUGAGAGCCACAGUACAUUCCGAGCUAACCUGAUUCAAGCCACAUCUGUACAUUUGGAAUCUAUUGAAGAUUUAAUACAUAUUAUGGCCAUCAUUUUAGACCAAGCCAGAGAUUCGUAUAUGAAUAAUAUAAAUAACAGGAAUAUAGGUGAAUUUGAUAGAGAGCUAACAAUAUACAGGUCUAAAAAGUGGAACAAAUUAAAGGACUAUUACGAUGCAUCAUCAGCGUGUUUGAUAGAUGCAGUGAGGAGGGAUAAGGACCUUCAGCUUGAAGACGAUGAGACAAGUCUCAUGAGCUUGGUGUUGCACUGGCUUUAUAAAGGAGCGAAAGAAGACAAAAAAUAUCUAGGGCCCGUUUUAAAACCAUACCUAGACGAUCUUUUUACCUCAUCUUUAGAAAAUUCUUGGUUUCUAGAGGACUUUGAUACUAAAAAUUGUGAUUCAGAGUUGGAUGGUUUAAAGGAAUAUUGUUUGGGGGUUCACGAGGGGUUCAUUGAGCCUUGUAUGGGGUUGUUGGGGGCUGCUAAGAAACACGCUUGGGCGAAAGCGGUGGUGGACUUUGUUGAUCGACAUCGACAUACGGAAUUCCGCCUCAUAUUCCCCACCGGAGACGGUCUAGCCGUAUCCUACCCCCUAAAGAUCCCCUCCCGGAGAGAGCACAGUUCCGCUCGCUUCCUCACACUGAGCAGGCGGGACAAAGCCGAGGCGAAGCUUCGGCUGGCGAAGCGAUGCGUCGUGAACGCGUUCCAUGACGCUCUCACGUUCCAACCCAAAAAUAUAUCGCGCCACGGUAGCACAGAUGAAAUAUUAGCCAGUGUUAAAAAUGGUAACUUCUGGAGAACUUCCAAACCAGAUAUCAUUCCUUCAGCAUCAAAUACUUUAGAGCCAAAAUCUAGGCGUAAACAUCGACCAGCUACAAUCUACGGGUUUCCAGAAAUUUCCAUCACAAACCAGUCAGAUGUGAAGACGUUGAGAAGAAAGUAUCACACGUUGAGAAGCUUGGUCUACUCUGACCAAGUGGAUGUUAAGGAGAUGAGAAGACGGCCGAGGUCUGCUGGGUCUACUGUGAAGAAUAAAGAGCCGUUGACUCGGCCUAGUUUGUUGGAGACUAUGGACUUUAUUAAUAGCGUGAAGGAUGCGUUGUGUGUAGAAGAAUCUGGAGCAUCCGACAUAGAAGACAACAGCUGGUGCGUCGAAGACGAGUGGGUGUUGAGUCACGUGGCACCUCUCAACGUGAUCGCUGAUAAAGAGCCACACAGUUUGCAUCUACUUCUUGCUGAUGUCAUAUUAUGUGCAAUACGCCGAGGCUGUUUCACGAUGCUCCAAGAGCUGUGUGUACACUUGAACGAGAGUGAGGGUGCGCUGUUCGCGCUGCAUCGCCUCGCGAGAGCCGCGCGCGCUCGUAGCACGGAGCGGGCUGAUAGUACAUGGAAACUACCAGACACAAUCGCAUCAAAUACAGUCCAGCAGUACCGGGCGCGGCCUCCAGAUUACACGUCCUCCGACGAACAUGCACCACCUGUUCCUCGUAGAUCUACUUCUACUGAGAUAAUAAAACGCUACCCCAAAAUCACUGGCAAUGAUACAAUCGGUAUCACCAAUCCUAUAUACGAUAUCAAACCAAAAGACAAACUGGUAAAACGAACAAAAUCGUUAUCAAGAAGUAUUAGUAUAAAAAGCGUUGAUAUUAACCUAACUUUGGGAAGAAAGAAAACAAAUGACGUCGCUACUGUAAUAGAAGGUGAUGAUGAUAAAGGUUUUGACAUGCAAAGACAUUUUCGUCAAAGAUACAAUGGUGGUAUUGUGGGAGAUUCGUAUAGAAUUAAUAGAAUUAACAUUGAAUAACAAGAAUUAACAAAUUGUGUAAAUACACAAACAGUUAAAAAACCAGGGUGAUAAAUAUCUACAAUUAGAUAAUGUUGUUGAUGAGAGUAAUGUUUAUGAUGAAGAUGAUGAUGAUGAUGAUUAUUACAAUGAUAUAGAAGGACACUUUAGUGAAUUUCUCUAGUGAGAUUUCUAGAUUGAGUUAAAAAGUUGUUAGAAAAACAUCUACUUUAGAUUACUAUAUUUUUUUGGUAGUGGAAGGUGUUGCAUUUAAAAGUUGAU